AUGUCUUUCCUAUCGUCGGCAACGCCCGCCCUCCGCGCAUCAGUCCGACGCUCUGUCCUCACUCAAUCACCCCGUCUGUUUUCCACAACCUCGGUCCAACAGAAAGGACCCGUCGAAGCCGCCAAAGACGGUCUCAAACAAGUCGACAGGGCCGUGUCGGACGUCGCCGUCGCCGGCAUUGACAAAACAGUCGAGCUCAAAGAAAAGGCAAAGUCGGUCGCCGGGGUCGAGACCGACAAGGCUAAAGGCAAAGCCUCCGAAGUAGCCGGUGAAGCCAAGGGAAAGGCCUACGAACUCAAAGGAGAAGCCAAAGGCAAGGCAGAAGAAGUCAAGAGAAAGGUGUGA
This is a messenger RNA of Exophiala spinifera, 345 nucleotides long. RefSeq lists its product as uncharacterized. NCBI's taxonomy places the organism in Eukaryota, Fungi, Ascomycota, Eurotiomycetes, Chaetothyriales, Herpotrichiellaceae. The transcript is spliced from 2 exons. The record is from RefSeq and is a predicted model, not a curated record. The coding region runs from base 1 to 345 and encodes 114 amino acids.